Theileria annulata is the source of this 3225-nucleotide messenger RNA. RefSeq lists its product as uncharacterized. Lineage: Eukaryota; Apicomplexa; Aconoidasida; Piroplasmida; Theileriidae. Gene Ontology annotation, cellular component: cytosolic [4Fe-4S] assembly targeting complex. The coding region runs from base 1 to 3225 and encodes 1074 amino acids. The transcript is spliced from 2 exons. Gene Ontology annotation, biological process: iron-sulfur cluster assembly. The record is from RefSeq and is a predicted model, not a curated record.
AUGUCUAACCUUGACGCUGAUUUGGAUGAUAUAGUCAGAUCAUACCUAUCUACACAUGACAUAUAUAAACAAAAUUCAUAUCGCAAUAGUAUACUUCUAUCAGCAAAUAGAUCAGGAACAACAAAUUUUAUCAAAAUUCUCAAUAAUAUAUACGAAGAGGGAGAUGACCCAGUAGAUCGCAAAAAUGUAUUAAAUCUAUUAUAUGAAGUUGUAUCAAGAACAGAACAACUUUUCGACACAAAAGCUGUUUUAGAAUUGUUAUUGAAAUUCCUAAAAUUAACAAUAUGUGUUCAAUUAUCACUGUCUACAAUGAGAGCAAUGAUCGAGAGACAUUCAAAUUCCGAACCAACAUUUUAUGAAAAUGUACAAGAAUUCCAUGAAGUAGUAUCGCAUAAAAAGAUUUCAGAGUAUCCACAAAAGUGUAGAAUGGAUUAUUUGUACAUUUCGGAUUAUCUGGUAGACCUGUUCAUUUCAAAGAAGAUAGAUAAAAUAAACCUCAAACUCAUCUGUGAUGAGGUGUCUGGAGAAAGAGAUCCAAGAAACAUACUUGUGAUGUUCAAUUUGAUAUCGAAAUUAGCAAGUGUAGCCGGAACGGAUGAGGAUUUCGAGUACAUUUCAAGGACAAUUUCAGUUUAUUAUCCAAUUCAGUUUGAACCGCCUGAAAAUGACACCAUCAAAAUAACUCCAUUACAGUUAAAGAAAUCACUCCUCUCAUGUUUCAUGUCGUCUCAUAAGCUGGGACCAUAUUCAAUGGAGAUUUUAAUGGACUCAUUAUACUCAGAAUUUAGCCUGAGUCUUAAUUAUACAUCAGUGAUCUCAGACACUCUGUAUUUUCUUACAGCUUGUAAACCAGUUUAUCAAGACUGUUUUAAUAAUUUUGUAGGCCAAUUGAUACAAAUCAUGAAAAUUGAACUUUUAGAUAAUAAAUUAUUAGAACCGACUGGACCAAGUGAUAUUCCCAGUGAGUUGUACGAAUGUGAAGAAUUGGAUCAAUUGAAUUUAUCGAAAGUGAAGGAGAUAGGAUCAAAAUAUUAUAGAACUUGGAAUUUUGUAGAUGAAAAAGUAAAAUUAUUUGGUGAAAUAAUGAGAUUAUUCGUAGAAACUAUACAUGAAGCGAAUGAUUUGAUUGACGAAUUCCUUAAACUGAUAGCUGGAAAUUUGUACUCGAAUAACUCUGUAGGAUAUUUGGUGGAUAUUAUGUGUGAGAAUCCGAAAGUGCAUAAUAAAGUCAUAGAAUUCAUAAUUGUUCCAGUGCUCAAGAAUAUUAAUGGAGCUGAAACUUGUGAUGUUAAUGAUGUACUGAAUAUUUUGGUCAUGUUUAUUAUGCCCAAGAUACUCAUUAACUGUGAAUCACAAAUAUCUAAUUCCAAGUUAAUAGAGUCUCUAUUAUGCUUAGUUGAUCCAGAAAUUAAGUCAAAAGAUAAAUUGGAUUAUGAAUUGGAUACACAAAGAAAUGUACAAUAUUUAAAGCUUUUAGCACUGUCCUCAUGUAUCAUAGAUGAUAAAAUUGUAGAAAAACUGGUUCCAUUUCUACUAGAUAAGAUCUUUCCUUCCCAAUACAAUAUUGAUUUGACGGAUCAGGAAUUUGAUAAAUCACCCACUAAGGAUGAGGAAUUGUAUUUUUUGGAAUGCUUAAUAUGUUUAUAUAAAUGCCAUAAUAAGAAGAAUGUUAAAAUUUUAAGGUCCCUAAACUCUAUUUGUUCUAAAGUUACCGAGAGUUAUGAUUUUCAUAAAUCUUUGUCAAGAAUGUCAUAUAUUAAUAGAAAUGGAAGACAAAUUAACAUAUUAAAUAAAAUGUGUGGACUUUUCAAAUCAGUUUUGGAACAAACAGGAGAGGAUUCUUUGGACCAAGUAUCACAAGAUUCUUUAGAACAAGUAUCACAUUCUUUGGAAAAUACUUCAGACAAUUUAUUGUUCCAGUUAGUUGUAAAGAUUUUAAUUAUAUUAUUCAAGUCAUUGAAAUGUUUGAUUGGGUUUAAAAUGGUAUUGGACUCAGUAAAUGAAGAGGACGUGAGUGAUAUGUUCAUUUCAUACUCAAGUUUGAUCCCAUGUGCAUUUGAAAAUGGUUGUAGAGAACUGGUGUUAAAACUAUAUACUAAAGAACAAUUAUUAAAAGAUCUUAAAAACCUAAUUCUCCUGUAUAAAGACUCAUUUUAUAAUGAUGAGAAGAAUAUUAUUCGGGUUAUAUUCUUAACGUCAAGUGUUCCAAGGAUUAUAAAAUACCUUAAUGAAGCUGUGGAAUCAGAUUUCAAAUUUCUAAACACAGAUUUCACAUUUUUAAAUACAGAUUUUAGGUUCCUUAAUGUUUAUUUGAAUAAAUAUAAAGAAGAUCUAAAAAUACAAUUGAAUUGUGGAAAUGAGUUGUUUUCAAGUGGAUUGGAGCUAAUGAAUUUAGAGUCGGACUUGAUCUGUGGAGGAUACUUUAAAGACUUUGAAAAGUUAAGAUCGUUUUCCUAUUUCAACGGGUCACUGCUGGUAAAAUAUGGUUUGAAUAGGUACAAAUUUGAUCUUGCGGAUUUAAUAAGUAAGAUCAAAUUACUUGAAAAUUAUAGAGUUAAGAACCUUGAAUAUGAAGAUUUGUUCCUAUUAAUCGUGCCAAUAUCAAUAAACAGAGUUAAACCGAUAAUUAAAUACCAACUAAUUGAUAUUAGGAAAACAUACCAAGAUGAAGUAAGUGGAUCUGAUGAAAAAUUAUUGGAAUUCUUGAAGAAUAAGAUAAAGGAAGAUACUAAUUUGGUACCAAAUUAUCAGGAAAACUUGAGUGACAUUUCAAAAAUUGAACUAUAUAUAGUAUUAAUAUCAAUAAUGCUAAAUAAAGGCGAGAAUAUUGAAGUUGAAUCCAUUAAUAUGAUAAUCGAGGGUAUUAACGAAAUUUUAUCAAUGUUUAAAGAAAUUAAAUCUAAUAAUGGAGAACAAAAUAGUUUGGAAUGGGAACUAACAAGAGAAUAUGUACAUUGGUGUUUUGACAAGUAUUUAAUGUGCCUACAGCAGUUACUCUAUGGAGUUGUAUCAAGAGAUUCAGUUAAAGAAAGACAUGAAUAUUUUGGACAAGAUUUUGAUAAUGUAUUGGAGGAAUUGAUCAAUGUGUAUGAAAUCAAUCAGGUCCCGUUCAGUAGAAUUUUAACAAUUUUGAUAACAAACUCAGUGAUGAAAAUUAGUGGAUUGGAAAUUUAUACAAAACAAAAGGUGAGAACACUUGAUAAUAUUAUUAAUUUAGUUAAUUAA